AUGAUUAAAUUUGAUCAUGCGGGUUUGGGCGGCUGGGGGCAGAACGCCCGCUACAGCUCUUUGAUCCUCAAAUUCGGCGAAGAUACGACAGUCCGACUUUUCGAAUCAAUGUCUGGAGGCAUGGGCGUGGAUUUUCUCUGCUCCUUUGAGGCGCUAUUCUUCAGAGUAACCUGGAUUUUAUUAGAAAAACUCGGACUAUAUUCAUUGCUUGUAUCUCUAGAACCUGGGAUGAAAAGUGCAGAGUUAGAGGAGCGGUGCGAGGAUUUUGAUCGGAUUAACUGCUCCGACAAUAUAAAUACAGUAAUUUUGAAUAAGUCAAUCGUUUUCACAAAUGAGAGCUACGGUGGGCUGGUCACCUUAUGUAAUUGCUGCCCCUCGUUGGACCUUGGGUCAAGGCCAAUGUUAACUACAUUUGCGCCUAAUGAAGGCAAAUUCUACAAGACUCCGGUAUCCAAUUAUAUACACCUCUCUAAGUUACUUUUGGGGUCCUCAGUCGAUGCUCGCACUCGGUUUAAGACUGAGGCAUCAACAAUCGAAGGUCUAAAGAUAGAUGUCUCGUGGACACACAUGUUCUGCGCCAUGCAAGACUCUCUACAGAUUGAUGCUGUCUGUAUCGUACAAGAUGACAAGCAACAUUGGGAACAAGAUGCUGCGAGCAUAGGCCUUGUCUUUAGCAACGUCCAUUACAAUAUACGCCUUAGGGUCUUCCCCAUAUUGCUAGGGCUUUCUAGACAGACCUGGCCCACCGUAUCUAUACCAUUCUUGACCACCAUCUCUCCUUCAGUCAAAGUUACAUGCCCUCUUCGUGCGUAUGCUUCGAAACAGCAUCUAAAGGUGCUCCAGGGCUCUGAUACCAUAGAUCAUAAAGAAAAGCCUUGGCUGAUUCAAAUCACACUUAGAUGGGAGGUGACAACGUUACCGACAUUUACUCGUAGUCCUUUCAACAGCAAAGCGCUACUAGCAAUGUCUGGUCUUGCAAAUCUCACUUCCCUAGAAAGGGGCGAUAUGUAUUUUGCCGGGUUCUGGAACUCAGAUCUCAUCAGCGGACUCUGGCCAUAUUUUAAGACUUUUGAACAAGAAAUCUUUAAUCACAACCUUUCAAAUUGUGAUGCCCAAACGCAACUGUUUGCUUACGUUCACUCUCUAUUCCUCCUAAACAACGAUGAUGACUCCCAGCCUGAAUGCGAAAUAUCCCGUGCCUCGUCAGAUUCUGCUAAAAGGGAACUGAAUCCAUUUGGCAGUGUCGAGAAUGGCAGACUCUCUGUAUUUGUAUUGACCGCGGACUUAGAACGAGUCUAUCCAGGACAGCUGCGUUUAAGUUUGGAAAGUUGA
Lindgomyces ingoldianus is the source of this 1332-nucleotide messenger RNA. RefSeq lists its product as uncharacterized. The transcript has 9 exons. Lineage: Eukaryota; Fungi; Ascomycota; Dothideomycetes; Pleosporales; Lindgomycetaceae. The record is from RefSeq and is a predicted model, not a curated record. The coding region runs from base 1 to 1332 and encodes 443 amino acids.